Plasmodium gaboni is the source of this 907-nucleotide messenger RNA. Its product is annotated as merozoite surface protein 6. The record is from RefSeq and is a predicted model, not a curated record. NCBI's taxonomy places the organism in Eukaryota, Apicomplexa, Aconoidasida, Haemosporida, Plasmodiidae. The transcript has a single exon. The annotation marks the transcript as partial.
AUGUAUAGACUAUUUAAUAUAAUAUUUGGUUUAUUUUUUAUACAUUUGUGUGUAUAUAAAAAUAAUAUUGUAAUAAAUGAAAUUAUUAAUGAGAGAAACAAUAAUUUAAGGAGUAGUAUAACAAAUAAUGGAAAUAAGAAUAUUCAAUAUGAUUUACAAAAUAUUAAUAUAAAUUAUAAAGAUAGUAAUGAUGAAAAAAAUGAAAACAUAACAGAGAAAGAAAUCGAUGUAGAUUCUGUUGAAGAACAUGGUAUAGAAAAGACACUAUUUGUAAAGAAUUUCAAAGAAGAUUCGGAAAUUCCUUUAGAAGGUGAUGAUAUACAAGGAACCUAUGUAUUUGGCCCUCAAUCAAGAAGGGAUAAUUUUCUUUAUGGAAGUAACAAAUUAUUUCCACCAAUAAAAAAAUUAAGUGGAGAAGAAGGUGAUUCAUUUAGUACAAUAAAUCAACAUAAAAGAGUUUCACCUGUAAAUCGUGGACAUACAAAAUCUCCACAAAUAUCUGGUCGCAGUGAUUUUAAAGGAUAUGCUGGUGAAAGUGGAGAAAAUAGAUAUAUUGGUGUAUCUGGACCAAAUAUAGAAACUAUAGCAAAAGAAAAGGUUACAUCAGAUACAACGACAAGUGCUCAAUCAAAUCCAAAACUUGAUUCUGAAAAAAAUAGUCCUAAAACUUCUCUGUAUGAUAAUAUGCUUGGCUGGGAAUUUGGAGGUGGUGCUCCUAAAAAUGGAGCUGCAGAAGAUAAAAAGACAAAUCCCUUACUAGAACAAAUAAAAAUUCCAUCAUGGGACAGAGAUAAUAUACCCGAUGAGAAUGAACAAGUAAAAGAAGACCCCCAAGUAGAAAACAUAUAUGAAGAGGAAGAAACAGAAGAUUUGGAAACAGAAGAUGAUGAAAAUGAAGAAAUAGAAG